AUGGCUGAGGAUGCAAACGAGGACCAGCGCGAAAAUGCGCCAUCGCCAGGUUUUACACAGUCCUUUGUUUCGUUUUACCGACCGAGCGAUUCAGAUUUUUUGAAUGACCAAGAGCUGAACACCGGUGCCGUCGUCGUUUCGCUUGAAAACGGUGUUGUUAUGGGAAACGAGGAAAGCUACGAGGAGUUAAAUGCCGACGACGACGUACCGCCAGAAAUUACCUUCGACCGCAAUCUUCCCGCCUCUCACGCGUACCUCGGUAACGAUUUGGAAGAUGUGGGCGGCGGCCAAGCGUUGUACGAACCUGAUUCCGUGCUGUCGAAUGUCCCUUUAUAUCCAUUGACCGGCUUUAUCCUGAUGCCCCAUCAGAAUUUGCCUCUGCAGUCGAUACACAUUCGAAUGGUUUCCGUACUUCGAAGUAUCAUCGCUAGGAGUCAAACUUUUGGCGUCGUCGACAAAGCACAUGUGCACUGGAUUGGCGAACUUCCACGAUUUCUCAGCAGUCUAGUGCAGGGCAUAUUCAGCAGUUCUGUAGCACCUCCUUUCUGCCACGUUUGCGUGGACUUUACCUGGGAGGCUCUAUAUGACGAAUCCGGUAUCUCACAGCAUUUGGCCGAUAUCGGUACGUUGGCCCAAGUAUUAGCCUAUCGAGACGACAACGACGAACGCGUACCAGGUGUGAAACUCAGGGCUGUUGGUCGACAGCGAUUUCGUAUAAUCAGCACUCGGCGGCAGUUGGACGGCUUGCUGUGCGCGGACGUUCGCAUCCUACCCGAGGAAACUCUUACAGAUUUGGUGUCCGCGGCAAGGCUUCCUUCGAUGGCUCGAUUCAGAGUGAAGAACGAAAUAGCGGAGUCAAAGCGGUCGCCACCAUCUUCGUCUGUUGUUUCACUCAUGCGUCAUCACAAGUACUUUGCGUGCUUUUUGACGUCAUGGCCCAUGUUCAUUUGCAAGCAUUAUGAUGUUGACGACAUCGUGAAGGAGAUCGCCCAGGAGCUGAAGCAGUGGUACCGCAGCAGCAUGGCGGUCAACUUUCCGACCAACCCGAUGGUCUUUAGCUACUGGGUAGCAUCCAAUUUGCCACUCAGCGACGUUCUGAAACUGCAGCUAUUGAAAAUGAACUGUACGCUGCAACGACUGCGUUGCGAACUGGCCGUCUUAAAGAAGUACACCGUUCUUUGCUGUCGUGAGUGCGGUCAACAGAUUGGCAAAAAAAGCAGUAUCUUCAGCAUGUCGGUUGAAGGAGCGAUGGGAGCGUAUGUCAAUAUGCAUGGAUACGUGCAUGAGACACUCACUCUUCGCCACGUGACGGGCACAUCACUUAGCAGUGGUCAGAGCACGGAGAUGAGUUGGUUUCCGGGGUACGCUUGGAAAAUAAUGCAGUGCAGUCAUUGCAGCAGUCACAUUGGUUGGAAGUUUACGGCAGUUGACAGUUACCUGAAGCCGACUGAGUUCUACGGCGUUACAAGAAUGUCGGUUUUGCCCAUGGUGGACAGUGAAGGUGUCAAUCGCGAAGUUGAGGCUGAAUUUUGA
Molecule: messenger RNA, 1533 nt
Organism: Soboliphyme baturini
Lineage: Eukaryota; Metazoa; Nematoda; Enoplea; Dioctophymatida; Soboliphymatidae
Source: the annotation of a GenBank genome assembly